AUUGCGUUAAAGGUUUUAACUGGCGUGCCGGUUUUACCAGCACUUUCAUUGGCCAGGCCAGGCGGUCUACCUCGGGGCGAGUACUGCUGCAUGCCUUACCUGUCCCACGUGUACCUCUCAAGAGGUACCUGCGUGUCUCCACAUUCACACCCAGCUGCCACCCACACCCCACCCAGCAUCCCCUCAGCAAGGCAGACUGCUCAGGAGUUACCUGACACACACCCUGCUGCAUGCGGAGAGGACUGUGUGCCCAGCGGCUAGGACAUGGCUAGGGCCCAAGUGGUCCUAACAAGAGCUGGAUGCUGCAAUGAACAUUUCUGUACCUGUGAAUACAUCACAACACUGGCUUUUAUGGGCACUACAGAGGCCAAUUCAAGAGUGAAAGUGCUCAAGAAUACCGUCUUGCAGCCAAGCCCCAGCCUCCAGCAGUGUUCCUGCGGCGAUGUCAGGGCUUUCCAGUGGCCAGAGGGAAGGCAGCCUGGAGCCAGCACAGCAACACUUCUUCUCCAAGCAUGACAACCGUACUUCUUUCGACAAAGAGGGCCCCUACUGCCUGCUGCAGGGAAUCGGAAGGCGAAAAGACCUGGAGCACCUGUGGCAGCGGCACACCUUCUUGCGCUGGGCACCCUGUGAGCUGGAGUUGAGCCAGCAGCGGCCCCUUGAAUCCUCCUACCAGGCCAAUUUCCGGUCAGGCCCUGGACUCAGUGACCUCCCCCAGCGCCUUGUCCACUUUGUGCAGAUCCAGCCUCCCCGUACCAGCACCACCUAUCAGCAGAACUUCUGCCAACCAUCCCAGGGUGGCCAUUGUGGCAGCAACAAUGUGGGGCCAGUCACCAACACACUGCCUGACCUCCCAGGGAUCCCAAGACCCAAGCUGCUGCAGCAUUACCUUCAUGCUGGGGUCUCUGAGUGUCUAAACUGGUCCAGAGCAUUAAACAAGGAUGGCUAACA
Messenger RNA from Herpailurus yagouaroundi (jaguarundi), 951 nucleotides. It is a transcript of the gene CIMIP7, whose product is annotated as ciliary microtubule inner protein 7. Lineage: Eukaryota; Metazoa; Chordata; Mammalia; Carnivora; Felidae. The record is from RefSeq and is a predicted model, not a curated record. The transcript is spliced from 6 exons. Bases 443 to 949 code for a protein of 168 amino acids.